AUGUCAUCGUCCUCCAACAAGCUCAAUGGCCCCAAUGGUGGCAGCCAUUUCCCUCAGAGACUCAAGAACUUCUUCCGCAUCAAUAGUUCAUCCAAUACCAACCAAAGCGAUGGCACAUCUCCUCCUAAAUCCGAACUCAAGGAACCCAAAGAGUCCAAGUCUGCCUUCCGACAAUCGCGAUUCCUUCCCAACAUCAGUCGAAACCGUUCGACCACUGUUGCCAGUGAGGGCAACCCGCUCGAAGAUGCCGUUUCUCCCACAAUGACCGCGAACCCGUACUUUAUCCACCAGGGCCCACCUGCGAUCCGACAUCACAAUGAGGGUAGCGUGCCUCCCUCACCUCCUGACUCACCUGUUCCAACAUUGAAGGUCGAUCCAGCUGGAGGGGUCGUUGACCAGGCGACGGCAGCGAACAAGGACGAGCUGGCCCGGAAGCUACGGCGCGUAGCUUCGGCACCAAAUGCUCAAGGUCUCUUCGCAGCGACCGCUCCUGUGCCUGGGCCAACUGCGGACCGGCCUAUGACGCCUGAGCUGGGCAAGGCUCCGUUGAUGCAGGACCAAGUCACCUCGUCUUUGGCUCUGGUCGAGUCUGCCACCGAUGAUCCAUUGAUGCCAGUUCCUGAAGGUGGAAAACUCCCGACUCCUGGACAGAUACGCAAUGCGGUUGCGUUCCGCCGCACAUAUAGCUCGAAUUCGAUCAAGGUUCGAAAUGUUGAAGUUGGCCCUUCCAGUUUCGAUAAGAUCAAAUUGAUUGGAAAGGGAGAUGUUGGCAAGGUGUACCUAGUGCGGGAGAAAAAGUCUAGCCGUUUGUAUGCCAUGAAGGUGUUGAGCAAGAAAGAGAUGAUCAAGCGGAAUAAGAUCAAGCGGGCAUUGGCAGAACAGGAAAUUCUCGCAACCAGCAAUCAUCCUUUUAUUGUCACCUUGUAUCACUCGUUCCAGUCCGAUGAGCACUUGUACCUCUGUAUGGAGUACUGUAUGGGCGGAGAGUUCUUCCGAGCACUCCAGACUCGCCCAGGCAAGUGCAUUUCUGAAGAUGAUGCUCGAUUCUAUGCGGCCGAGGUUACUGCCGCUUUGGAAUACCUUCAUCUCAUGGGCUUCAUUUACCGCGAUUUGAAACCGGAAAAUAUCCUUUUGCAUCAGUCUGGACACAUCAUGUUGUCUGACUUUGACCUGUCCAAGCAAUCUGAGCCCGGUGGAAAGCCCACUGUGAUCUUUGGCCGAACCGGCGCUUCAGCAUCAUCUCUACCUGCCAUUGACACCAAAUCGUGCAUUGCCAACUUUCGAACCAACUCAUUUGUUGGCACCGAGGAAUACAUUGCUCCCGAAGUCAUCAAAGGCUGCGGUCAUACGAGUGCCGUAGACUGGUGGACGCUGGGCAUAUUGAUCUAUGAGAUGCUUUACGGGACCACCCCCUUUAAGGGCAAGAAUCGAAACGCUACUUUUGCCAAUAUCUUACGCGACGACGUUCCUUUCCCAGAACACUCUGGGGCACCGCAGACUUCCAAUCUCUGCAAAUCUCUCAUUCGCAAGCUACUCAUCAAAGAUGAAGCACGUCGUCUGGGCUCUCGUGCGGGCGCCUCCGACGUCAAAGUUCACCCUUUCUUCCGUCCGACACAGUGGGCGUUGCUUCGACAUAUGAAACCGCCAAUGAUACCCCACCAAGGUCGCGGCAUCGAUACAAUGAAUUUCCGCAAUAUGAAGGAGAGCGAGAGUGUCGAUAUUAGCGCUUCUCGGAUUAAGGGAGUUCCACUCGACUCUGGAUUAGCCACCCCUGGCAACGAGGGACCCGACCCAUUUGAAGAAUUCAACAGCGUGACGCUCCAUCAUGAUGGUGAUGAUUCACACAUGCAUCACGACGAUCAUAUCGGCCACGCGCGGUAG
Messenger RNA from Xylona heveae TC161, 1881 nucleotides. RefSeq names its product Pkinase-domain-containing protein. Gene Ontology annotation, biological process: protein phosphorylation. NCBI's taxonomy places the organism in Eukaryota, Fungi, Ascomycota, Xylonomycetes, Xylonales, Xylonaceae. The coding region runs from base 1 to 1881 and encodes 626 amino acids. The transcript is spliced from 5 exons. Gene Ontology annotation, molecular function: protein serine/threonine kinase activity; ATP binding. Gene Ontology annotation, cellular component: cytoplasm; plasma membrane; nucleus. The record is from RefSeq and is a predicted model, not a curated record.